Siniperca chuatsi (mandarin fish) is the source of this 813-nucleotide messenger RNA. RefSeq names its product calmodulin-like 4b (gene calml4b). Bases 138 to 695 code for a protein of 185 amino acids. The transcript is spliced from 5 exons. NCBI's taxonomy places the organism in Eukaryota, Metazoa, Chordata, Actinopteri, Centrarchiformes, Sinipercidae. Gene Ontology annotation, cellular component: myosin II complex. Gene Ontology annotation, molecular function: calcium ion binding. The record is from RefSeq and is a predicted model, not a curated record.
CCUCCACAUGGAGUCUCAGCCAGGAUCCUCCACCCACUGCCAUUACGUUCCUCAUCUUACAUCGGCCUGGAUCACUUUCCUGAGCCGAUUACCAGCCGGCAGAGUUCAGACCCGCCGGCCGCUCGCACGGAGCCACAAUGGCAAAGUUCCUGACACAGGAUCAGAUUAAUGAGUUUAAGGAGUGUUUCUCUCUGUACGACCGCCAGCGUAAAGGGAAGAUUGAAGCCCGGGAGCUGAUCACAGUGAUGCGAUGCCUCGGGUCAAACCCCACCCCCUCCGAGGUCCAACGACACCUGCUGAGCCACAACAUAGUGUCCUCAUUUCUCCUGCAGAGAUCAACUUUCAUCGUAUCUAUUCAUCUGGGGACAUUACAGAUGACUGGACCGCUAAAACUCUAUCUUCCUGCAGGCUGGGGCGGAGAGCUGGACUUCUCCACCUUCCUGAGCGUCAUGCACCGGCAGCUCCAGCAGGAGGUGCCGGAGGAGGAGAUCCUGGAGGCCAUGAGGAUGGCUGACAAGGAGCAGAAAGGCUUUAUCUUUGCCUCGGAGCUGCGAGCCAAACUCACGGGGCUGGGAGAGAAACUGACAGAGCGGGAGGUGGACGAGCUGCUGAAGGAGGCGGGUGUUGGAGCUGACGGGCGGGUCCACUGCGAGCAGUUUGCCAAAGCGGUGACACGCUCCUACGCGAAGCACUGACGUCACGACCACGUCAGCGCUGCCGUGGAGCCGCUGAGCUGCGAGACUUUAGUUUCAGAAGCCUUUUGUCGCGCAAAUGUGAAACAUAUUAUUUGAAUAAACAAAAGUACACAUCUAA